Molecule: messenger RNA, 1102 nt
Organism: Nelumbo nucifera (sacred lotus)
Lineage: Eukaryota; Viridiplantae; Streptophyta; Magnoliopsida; Proteales; Nelumbonaceae
Product: F-actin-capping protein subunit beta-like
Biological process (GO): actin cytoskeleton organization; barbed-end actin filament capping; cell morphogenesis
Cellular component (GO): F-actin capping protein complex; cytoplasm
Molecular function (GO): actin filament binding
Source: RefSeq, a predicted model, not a curated record
AAAAAACUCAUCUCUUUCACACUCUCUCUCCUUCUUUCUUCUUCGUCUUCUUCUUUCUUCUCGUCUCGGAAACUUUUAUUUUGCGCACGAUCCCUGUAACAGAAAUGGAAGGAGCGCUGGAUUUAAUGCGUAGGAUGCAUCCAAAACACAUAGACACGUCUCUCACUGCUCUUAUGAGUCUCUUACCUGAUUACUCUUCAAAUCUCCUUUCACAAGUUGAUCAACCGCUUCAGGUAUUACGUGAUAUGGAAUCUGGAAAAGAGUUCAUAUUGUGUGAUUACAACAGAGAUGCUGAUUCCUAUAGAUCACCUUGGUCAAACAAAUAUCAUCCACCAUUAGAAGAUGGAAACCUCCCAUCGACAGAGUUGAGGGAACUUGAAAUUGAAGCAAAUGAUGUUUUUUCAGUUUAUUGUGACCAGUAUUAUGAAGGUGGAAUUUCAUCAGUAUACAUGUGGGAAGAUGACAAUGAAAACUAUGUUAAGUUUAUUGCAUGCUUCUUGAUAAAGAAAGAUGGUUCUAGUACAGGGCAAGGCCGUAGGGGUUGCUUGCAAGAAGGUAUAUGGGAUGCUAUUCACCUAAUUGAGGUGGGGGCAGAGGAAGAUGGGAUUGCUCAUUACUGCUUAACCAGUACAGUCAUGCUAUCAUUGACCACAAGUGAUGAGUCAAAAGGCGAAUUCACCUUGUCAGGAUCAAUAAGAAGACAGAUGAAUACGGACCUAUCUGUUGCUGAGGGUCACCUUUGUAACAUGGGAAAGAUGAUCGAAGAAAUGGAGAGGAAGAUGAGAAACUCGCUGGAUCAGGUCUACUUUGGAAAGACGAGAGAGAUGGUCUACACUCUCCGACGACCUACUAAGUGGUGCAGAUGAGAUUGCCCAUUAUUGGGCCAUGCGAUGAGAUAGUCAAACAAGUGUUUUUUGCAUCUUAGUUUCACCAAUAUCAUAUGAUCUAGUUGCAAACUUGCAACCCCCCCCCCUCCCGCCUUUUUUUUGCUGGUUAAAAGUUUUCCUUCAACCUUGCACAAUCACUUUAUCCAAUAGAUCAAUUUAGUGGAUAGUGUAGUUAUCAGUAUCUCGUGAUCUAGUUAUCAAUCCCAUUAAAACUA